ACUCCCAGAGAGAGAGAGAGAGAGAGUGUGUGUGUAUGUUGGAAAAAGAGAGAAGAGAGCAGGAAGGAUCUGGACACUCCCAAGCAGAGAGUCAGUGAGAGCGCAGCAUCAGCCGCUUCUCUCCAGAGCGAAAACUCACUCUCAUCAGCAUCUUCCUUUACUUGAAGGUUCCGAGACGCGCCAUCAAGGAUGUUCUACUUCCAUUGCCCGCCUCAACUUGACGGAGAGUGCUGUCGCUCCAACACGCUUAAUUCAGGCGGAUUUGGAAACCACGCCCCGGCUGAUUUCGAUGAUGGAUUUCUGCGGAGGAAGCAGCGCAGAAACAGAACAACAUUCACUUUACAACAGUUGGAGGCUUUGGAGGCCGUCUUUGCACAGACUCAUUACCCGGACGUGUUCACCCGGGAGGAGCUGGCCAUGAAAAUCAACCUAACCGAGGCCAGGGUGCAGGUUUGGUUUCAGAAUCGCAGAGCUAAGUGGAGGAAGACGGAGCGAGGUGGCUCGGAGCCUGAUGCAGGGAAGGAGCCAAUGAGCGAUGGCACUCCUCCAUCUCGCAGCAUCAACUCUCAGUCCCCGGUGGACCACAGCAGGAAACAAAAAGAACCUCUGGAGAUACAGCAGAGCAUCAACAGGACAGUGGGUCCAGGCGGUCCGUUUUUUCCAUCAUGCAUUCCAGGUACGCUCCUCAACUCUGCCACCUAUGCCCAGGCCCUCUCACACGUUGCUACCCUGAAAGGGAAUGGUUUGUGCUCCUGCUGUGUCUCUGACCCCAUGGGCUUGUCCUUCCUGCCUCCCUAUGGCUGUCAGGGAAACCGCACAGCCAGCGUUGCUGCCCUGCGAAUGAAAGCCCGCGAGCAUUCAGAGGCUGUUCUGCAGUCUGCCAACCUGCUUGGCGCCGCAGCCACUCCUGGAGCAGGCAUGGGAGUCCUAUCCAACGUGAGCACGGCUGGGGUGGUUAGGCCUUCUCUGGGACCCAACAUAGAAGUACCCAGCAGUGGUCUGAGAGGAGGAGACAACUCCAGCCCUGGCACCGCUGCAAAAGUCCCGAUCCUGGGCAGCAGUCCUGACAAACAUCCUCACUGCUCCAAGGAACCUCUGGAUAAGAAGUGAGGAGCUGGACACAAAUGUGGAUGUUUGCUGAUAAUCUGUGAUUAAGCCUCCUGAUCUCUUCUAAUGCUCGAAAAAUGAGCAACAAAGCACAACUGCUGGCUGACUUCAGAAAAAUCCUCUGACAGAUGUUUUGUAUGGAUGGCAACAGAAACACAUUUAUCUGACUGUAAAGUAUUCUUGUGAGAAAUGCCGAAUAUCUGGGUUGGUGUGACGCUGGAAAAGAAAAACUGUGUUUUUAAUAAUUGUCCAUCUACCUGCACUCUUGGACUAUAAUAUCUAUAACAUAGAUGCAUUAUGUGUGAAGCAAAAGGCCUAUUUGAUAAUGUGAAUUUUAAUAAUGGUGUGGGGACUGUUGCUUAUGUUCUGAAUGUCAGUGCAUGAAGAGUGAGUGUUGAAGUUAUGAUAGUACUGGGGAUUUUUUUUUUUUAAGUCAGCAGUGAGACAAAACAAUGGUAUCUAUUUUUUUUUUAUCUUAAAGUGAAAGUGCACUUUAGUAAUAUAUCUGCUGUACUACAUGUAAAAAAAAAUGCCAUUGUCACUGUGCGUGUUCAGUUAUCCCUCGCUCUCUGUUAGCACAUCUGUAGUGGCAGCAGACAGGAAACACACCAGUCCUGUUGUGACAUGUUCUUUAAAACAAUUAAAGAUGUAGUCACUCAUGUUCCUCUCCUGUUGCCUCUCGCUCCAGCCAUCUGUUCUGAUACAUAAUUUAUGAGCAACUCUUAAAGCCAGAAGGGGACUCUUAUCAUUUAUUUACUUUUAGGAACGCUUCCUGUUCCUACUGCUUAACGUUUUUUUAAUUUUUUUUAUAAAUCCAAAAAAAAAAAAAA
Molecule: messenger RNA, 1937 nt
Organism: Cyprinodon tularosa
Lineage: Eukaryota; Metazoa; Chordata; Actinopteri; Cyprinodontiformes; Cyprinodontidae
Gene: drgx
Product: dorsal root ganglia homeobox
Exons: 7
Coding region: 190-1110 (306 amino acids)
Biological process (GO): regulation of transcription by RNA polymerase II
Molecular function (GO): DNA-binding transcription factor activity, RNA polymerase II-specific; RNA polymerase II transcription regulatory region sequence-specific DNA binding
Source: RefSeq, a predicted model, not a curated record